AUGAAGAGUCUCUACACCGCUCUGCCAUAUCCCUUCUCUUCGAAAGAGUUUGUGGUCAAGCUGUGGGGAUCUCCAUUCCAAUGGAAAGAAAGAAAGUUCAAGGUCUUCAUAAAGUUGGUAAACAACUGUACUGUGAUUGGUGGUGAUAUACAAAUUGGUAGGUCACUUUUUUUCAGUUUUGGUACUGGUGGUGAUAUCGGUGGUGGCUUCGAGUUCUGGAGAGGCUACUACCAAAGCCUAAGGCCAACUCAGUUUGGUCUAUCCCUCAAUAUUGAUGUCUCGGCAAAGGCUUUUUACCAGUCGACUCUGGUGACAGAGUUUGUUCAGCAACAUUUUAACUACAGAGAUAUCUCCAAGGGUCUGUCCAAUCGUGAGAUCCGGCUCCCCGGAUGGGUGCGUGGAACAUGGACAAUAAGAAAAUGGUUAAUGGUGGCACAUUGGAUUUCUGGGCGUUUGUAAAUUUCUCUGGAAUACCCGAAUAAUCUAGCGAUUGCUUUAUUAAGGCACUCGUCGCCAUGUGCAAUAGUAAC
Molecule: messenger RNA, 530 nt
Organism: Rosa rugosa (rugosa rose)
Lineage: Eukaryota; Viridiplantae; Streptophyta; Magnoliopsida; Rosales; Rosaceae
Product: protein argonaute 12-like
Exons: 5
Coding region: 1-459 (152 amino acids)
Biological process (GO): regulatory ncRNA-mediated post-transcriptional gene silencing
Cellular component (GO): cytoplasm
Molecular function (GO): protein binding
Source: RefSeq, a predicted model, not a curated record